CAAAAUAAUAAGACUAGUGACGGCAGCGGAGGCCCCGGGCUCGGCCAUCGCGCUUCCUUUUCUCGUAUAAGAAAGAGACAGCAGGCCCCCGCCGUGGCCUCUUAACGGCCUCUUUCUCGCCAAGCCAUUGCCUGACUCCCACAUUGUGAUGCGCAUAUCCCUCCCAUGGCGAAAUGUGAAGUUCUCAACGGAGCACGGUGGUCGGUGUUCUCAGCUGCAGGUUUUCGCCGCCGGCUCCUGGAAGCAAUGCUCUGCGGCGUCUCGAAUGACCCCCGGAGACAGAUUGUUGAACGCAGGUCAGAUCGGCUUGCUGAUUUACUUCUGGUAGAAGCGCGUGAUUUACGGAGCAGAGAAGUCGCUGAGAAGAGACGAAAGAUGGAAGCGUUCGAGGAGUUACAGAGCGUAGUGCGAAGGCUUCAGGACACAGAGGAAGGCAUCCAUCGCCGGAGAGCGGAAGCCGCGGCGGAGGUGAGGAGGCUUGCCAAGGACAGCCCGGAUUUCCGGCAGUCUCUCGCGUUGCUCGGCGCCAUUCCUCCCCUUGUCGCCUUGCUCGACUCCGACGAUUCCGAUUCGCUCAUUUCCGCUCUCUACGCGCUCCUCAAUCUCGGAAUCGGCAAUGAAGCGAACAAAUCGGCCAUCGUGGCUGCGGGAGCUAUUCAAAAGAUGGUAUCUUUGAUCAAAUCUGGGCCGACGCCGGCAGCGGAGGCGGCAAUCAUCGCCAAUUUCCUCGGCCUCAGCGCAUUGGAUGCGAAUAAGGCCAUUAUCGGCGCUUCCUCUGAUGUGAUCCCCUUUCUGUUGAAUGCUUUCCGAAGCUCUAACUCUAUCUCCUCCACCCAAUCACAAGAAGACGCUUUGCGCGCGCUAUAUAACCUCUCCAUUUCUCCGGCAAACGGCGUCGCUCUGGUCAACGCCGGCAUCGUCCCUUGCAUACUUUCCGCCCUUGUAGACGACACGGAGUUCAGCGAGUGGUCGCUUGCCGUCCUUUGCAACCUCGUCGCUGCCUCACCCGAGGGCCGGCGGGCAGUGAGCCGCACCGCCGACGCAUUCCCCAUGCUCAUCGACGUGCUUCACUGGAGCGACUUUCCCAGGUGUCAGGAGAAGGCGGCCCACAUUCUGAUGGUUAUGGCGCACAAAUCGCACGGCGUAGAGCGAGCGGCUAUGGCGGCGGCCGGAAUUACGUCGGCGUUGCUUGAGCUGACGCUCAUGGGAAGCACACUGGCUCAGAAGCGCGCGUCACUGAUUCUUAAGAUUUUAAGGGAGGAGAAAGGAAAGCAAGUGGUGGUUUCUGAGCCUCUUGGCAGCUGUGGCGCCUCGGCUAGUUCUGCAGCGACGGAGGAAGAAGAAGAAGAAGAGGGUGUGAGUGCGGAGAUGAGGGCUGUGAGGAAAUUGGUGAAGCAGAGCUUGCAGAGCAAUAUGCGGCGGAUUGCACGUCGGGCCAAUUUCCCUCCGGAGUUUUCGCCGUCGGAUCGAUUCCGGGAGCUCACAGCUUCCUCAACUUCCAAAAGCUUGACUUUGUGGUAGCGGUAAAAAUCCAAUUUUUAAGCUUCUGAAGUUUGGUUCAAUUGCUAACAUGCAGAGUAGGUAUUAAAUCUCUAUAACUAUAAGUUUUGAUAAUGAAAUAACAUAGAUGAAAUAAUAUUGAACUUUGAAGGAAGAGAAUGUCAUAAAAAUGACAAUUGACAUUCAUGAUUUAGUUGAAGAAAGAAA
Messenger RNA from Dendrobium catenatum, 1707 nucleotides. RefSeq names its product U-box domain-containing protein 12. Lineage: Eukaryota; Viridiplantae; Streptophyta; Magnoliopsida; Asparagales; Orchidaceae. The record is from RefSeq and is a predicted model, not a curated record. The transcript is spliced from 2 exons. Gene Ontology annotation, molecular function: protein binding. Bases 166 to 1521 code for a protein of 451 amino acids.